CCGAGUCGCGGCCGUUACGGGUGGCGCGCGCGGGGCCUCAAAGUAGAUGAUGGAGGACACCCAGGCUGUUGACUGGGAUGUUGAGGAAGAGGAGGAGACAGAGCAAUCUGGUGAAUCCUUGGGGUAUAGCUUGGAGCCUGCAGGGCGACUGCAUGUCUUCAGCAGUGCCCGUGGACCAGAAAAAGAUUUCCCACUAUACCUCGGGAAGAAUGUGGUAGGCCGAAUGCCUGACUGCUCUGUGGCCCUGCCCUUUCCAUCCAUCUCCAAACAACAUGCAGUGAUUGAAAUCUUCGCAUGGGACAAGGCACCUAUCCUGCGGGAUUGUGGGAGCCUCAAUGGUACUCAAAUCCUGAGGCCUCCUAAGGUCCUGAGCCCUGGGGCGAGUCAUCGUCUGAGGGACCAGGACUUGAUUCUCUUUGCUGACUUGCCCUGCCAGUACCAUCGCCUGGAUGUCCCCCUGCCCUUUAUCUCCCGGGGUCAUCUAACUGUAGAGGAGACACCCAGGGUACAGGGAGGAACUCAACCCCAGAAGCUUCUGUUGGCUGAGGACUCAGAAGAGGAAGUAGAUUCUCUUUCUGAACGGAAUGUGGUGAAAGAAUCAAAGAUCACAUCCUCCCCUUUGGCAACAAUAGUUCCAGAAAGUGAUGAAGAGGGGCCUUCCCCUGCCCCAAGUGGCCCCAGGCGACCUUUUGCCUUCAACUUGGACAGUGACACAGAUGAGGAAGAAGGUCAGCAACCAUCUGCAGGAGACGCCCCCUCAGCUGCCAGAAGAGGUGCUGCUGCAGAGGCAGAGCAGCCUGAAGAUGAUGGAGUUGCAACUGAAAUCCAGCUCGAAAAGGAUCAGCCUUCAGUGAAGGAGAGGGACAAUUACUCAAAAGUUGAGAGGAAAGCAGGGAAUGGGGUGGUUCCAGUUGGGGUGAUUCUGGAGAGGAGCCAACCUCCUGAGAAGGACAGUGACACAGAUAUGGAUGAUGACAGCAGGCCUCCUGGAAGGCCAACUGAGGUCCAUUUGGAAAGGGCCCAGCCUUCUGGCUUCAUCAACAGUGAUACUGAUGUGGAGGAAGAAGGGAUCCCUGCCACGCCAGCUGUAGUUCCUAUGAAGAAGAGGCAAAUCUUUCAUGGAGUUGGUACAAGAAAUACUGGGGCACCUAGCUUGGCACAUCUGCAGGAGUGCCAAGCUGGUAGUGAUACAGAUGUGGAGGAGGGUGAGGAACCACUGGCUGUCCCUCUAGAGCAAAGCCAAGCCUCCGUGGUGAUCGACAGUGAUACAGAUGAUGAGGAACAAGUCUCAGCAGCACUCACCUUGGCACGUCUGAAAGAGAGUCGAGCUGUUAUGUGGAACAGAGAUACAGAUGGGGAAGAGAAUAGGGCCCAGCCUGUGGUCCUUCUGGAACAAAGCCAAACAGCAACUGGGAGAGACAGUGACACAGAUGUGGAAGAGGAGGGGCUCUCAGUGGAAAAGAGAGAAACUGUCCCUAAGGGUCACACGGACAAAGCUGGAGCCCUUGUUAUAGAACAUUCAGAAAAGGGUCAGUCUCCUCUCGGGGACAGUGAUGUAGGUAUGGAAGCAGAUAGGAGCUCAUCUGGGAUCCACCUGGAGAGAAGCCAUGCCUCUGCCAUCGUGGACAUCAACACAGAAAUGGGGGAGAAAGUCCCACCAGGGCCAGCUGUUAUACAUCCAGAGAUGCAUCAGGUGCCUGUGGAGGGGACAGAUCAAACAGAUGUGGAAGCAGAGGGGGGCCAAGCAAAGCUGCCUGUGGUGCCUCUGGAGGAAGCCCAGCCACCUCCAGAUGGGGACUGUGAAACAGAUGUGGAGGAGGGCAUGUCCUCAGCAGCCUUAGCAGUGGCAGACGUAAGAAAGAGCCAGCUUCCAGCAGAAGGGGAUGCUGGGACAGAGUGGGCUGUGGCUGUUCUGGAGCGGGAGAGAGCUCUUGAGGUCGGGGCCCAGGGUGGGUCACCAGUGGCACAAGUGGAGCAGGACCUUCUCCCUGUCUCAAGGGAGAACCUCUCAGUUCUGGUGGUGGACACAGGCAUUCUAGGGGAACCACAGAGAGAGGGAGCCCAGAUCCCCACAGGAAAAGGGACAGAACCAGAUGUGGGCGUGACCAAGGACUCCAAAGACAACCAUGGUGAUUCUGAAGAUCUGGAUCUUCAAGCUACCCAGUGCUUUGUGGAAAGAGAGAAUCAGAGCCUAGAAGGUGCCCUGGAUGAGCCAUGGGAGGUCUUGGCUACACAGCCAUUCUGUCUGAGAGAGUCUGAGGCCUCUGAAACCCAGCCCAUUGCCGCCUACCUUGAGGCCCAUGGAUUUUGCCUGUCCUCACCUAGGGCAACACCACAAGACCAACAUCCAGAGAGCCCAGUCCACACAGAGCCAUUAGGGAUUCAAGGCAGAGGGAUGCCGACUGUGGAGAAAGACCUGGGUACAGCAAAAGAAACAGCAGAGAGGGUGACCCCUGAGAGGGAUACCAAGAAAUUGUCACCAGAAGGAGAGAGAGAAGAUGCAAUGGGUGAUGAAGAAUUAACCAGAGGCCAUUUGAAUUGCAAGAUGCCACCUGCUGAGCAGGCUUCCAGGGGUGAUCAGGAAUCCGCAGAUGCUUGUCUGCCUCCUACAGUGCCUGAAGCCUCAGCCACACCACCACACCCUCUUAUCUCUCAGAGCCAAACACAUCUUGCAUGUCAGCCUCUUCUUUCUCCCUCUGCACCUCCUUUCCAGCCAUGCAUUCCUAAAACCAGGCAAAAUGGGAGUCAGGAAGCUCCAGAGACUCCCUUGACCUCAGAGCUGCAGCCUUUCCACCCCAAGCCUACAGUCAGUCCCCCUGAGUCCUCUAGGAUGACACCUUCUCUAGUUUCCAGUACUGCCGUUGAGCCCCACCCUACUUUACCCACAGCCCAGGCUCUGAGCCCUGAGCCCACAUCUCGGGCCACUCAGGGCAGGACAUGUAGGUCCUCUAGCAAGACUCCGGAACCAGUUGUCCCCACUGCCCCUGAGCUCCAGUCUUCCACCUCCAAAGACCAGCCUGUCAUCCCUUGGCCCACAACUCAGGCCUCUCGGGGCAGGACCCGUAAGUCUUCUAGCAAGGUCCCUGACCCAGUUGUCCCCACAGCCCCUGAGCUCCAGCCUUCCACUUUCAAAGACCAGCCUGUGACCUCCAAAUACACAUCUCGGGUCACUCGAAGCAGGACACAUGGAUCCUCUAACAAGGCUUCUGAACCAGUUGUCCCCACUGCCCCUGGGCUCCAGUCUUCCACCUCCAAAGACCAACCUGUCAUCCCUGGGCCCACAUCUCGGGCCACUCGGGGCAGGACCCGUAAGUCCUCUAGUAAGACCCCUGACCCAAUUGUCCCCACAGCCCCUGAGCUCCAGCCUUUAACCUCCAUCAACCAGCCUGUUACCCCCAAGCCCACAUCUCGGGCCACUCGAGGCAGGACACAUAGGUCUUCUAGCAAGACUUGUAAACCAAUUGUCCCCACAGCCCCUGAGCUCCAGUCUUCCACCUCCAAAGACCACCCUGUCAUUCCUGAGCUCAUAUCUCAGGCCACUCCAGGCAGAACUCAUACAUCCUCUAGCAACACCCCUGACUCAGUUGUCCCCACAGCCCCUGAGCUCCAGCCUUCCACUUCCAAAGACCACCCUGUCAUCCCUGGGCCCACAUCUUGGGACAGUCAGGGCAGGACCCAUAGGUCCUCUAGCAAGACCCCUGAACCAGUUGUCCCCACAGCCCUUGAGCUCCAGCCUUUAACCUCUACCAACCAGCCUGUCACCCCCAAGCCCACAUCUCAGGCCAUGAGAGGUAGGACACGUAGGUCUUCUAGCAAGACCUCUGAACCAGCUGUCCCCACAGUCCCUGAGCUCCAGUCUUUCACCUCCAAAGACCAGCCUAUCAUCCCUAGGCCCACAUCUCGGGCCACUCGGGGCAGGACCCAUAGGUCCUCUAACAACACCCCUGACCCAGGUGUCCCCAUAGCUCCUGAGCUCCAGACUUUAUCCUCCAAAGACCAGCCUAUCACUCCCAAGCCCACAUCUCGGGCCACGCGAGGCAGGACAUGUAGGUCUUCUAGCAAGACCUCUGAACCAAUUGUCCCCACAGCCCCUGAGCUCCAGCCUUUAACCUCCAAAGACCAGCCUAUCACCCCCAAGCCCAUAUCUCAGGCCACGCAAGGCAGGACACGUAGGUCUUCUAGCAAGACCUCUGAACCAAUUGUCCCCACAGCCCCUGAGCUCCAGCCUUUCACCUCAGAAGACCAGCCUGUCAUCCCUGGGUCCACAUCUCAGGCUACUUGGGGCAGGACACAUAUGUCCUCUAGCAAGAUCUCUGAACCAGUUGUCUCCACAGUCCCUGAGUUUCAGCUUUCUGCAUCUAAAGACCAGCCUGUGACCCCCAAGGCCACUUGGGGCAAGACUCAUAGGUACUCUAGCAAUACCCCUGACCCACUUGAACCCAUAGCUCCUGAGCUCCUGCCUUCCACUUCCACCAACCAUCUUGUCACCCCUAAUCCCAUCUCUCAGGCCACUAGGGGCAGGACACAUAGGUCCUCUGUUAAGACCUCUGAACCAGUUGAAAUGACAGGCCCUGAUCUUGAGCCUCCCACCACCACAGACCAUACUGUCACCUCUGAGGCUGUAGCUCGGGGUGGUCAGAGCAGGACACUAAGGUCUUCCACAACAUCUGCCAUGCCAGUUCCUACCACCCCUGGUUCCCAGUCUCCUGUGACCACAGCCCAGCCUGUUCUCCCAGAACCCAUUCCUCAAGCCAGUUGCAGCAGGAGACAGAGGACUGCUGGGGAGCCUGACUCUCUCACAGCUCCCAUUUUCCACAGACCUUGCUCUGCACCCUUUGAACCUCAAUCCCGAUCCUCAAGGAACCAAAGACCAAGAACACUGAGAGCAGUUGAGUCCCUUAGGACAAUUUCUGAGCCUUCCUUUCCCCAGCUUCUUGAGGUGCCCGCUCAUAUUCCCCAGGUAGAAACGGUGGAAACAGCAGGUAAAUUUGGGUUCGCUCCAGAGCCCCAGCCUAAGGCCUCUCAAAGCCACAAGAGGCCUUUAGCUACCAUGGAUUCACCCCCACAUCAAAAACGGCCCCGCAGACGGGAAGUCCCCCAGAAGACAUUGUUACUCAAGGAAGAGGAAGAAGAUGCCGCAGAGAGGCCAAGGAAGGAAGAGCCUCAGGAUGUAGUGGUUCCAGGACCAGUCAAGAGAAAGAGAGACCAGGCAGAGGAGGAACACAAGGGAAUACCGAACCACAGCCUCCGACGGACCAAACCCAACCAAGAACCUACAGCCCCCAAAGUGCUCUUCACAGGAGUGGUGGAUACUCGUGGAGAACGGGCAGUGCUGGCACUGGGGGGGAGUCUGGCUGGCUCCGUGGCAGAGGCUUCCCACCUGGUCACUGAUCGAAUCCGCCGAACAGUCAAGUUCCUGUGUGCCCUAGGGCGGGGGAUCCCCAUCCUCUCCCUGGACUGGCUGCAUCAGUCCCGCAAGGUUGGUUGCUUCUUGCCCCCGGAUGAGUAUGUGGUGACCGAUCCUGAGCAGGAGAAGAACUUUGGCUUCAGCCUCCGGGAUGCCCUGAGUCGGGCUCGGGAGCGAAGGCUGCUGGAGGGUUAUGAGAUUCAUGUAACCCCUGGGGUCCAGCCUCCACCACCUCAAAUGGGAGAGAUCAUUAGCUGCUGUGGAGGCACUGUCCUACCCAACAUGCCCCGGUCCUAUAAGCCUCAGAGAGUUGUGAUCACAUGCCCCCAGGACUUCCCUCGAUGCUCCAUUCCAUUUCGGGUUGGGCUGCCCCUCCUCUCACCUGAGUUCCUGCUGACAGGAGUUCUGAAGCAGGAAGCUGAGCCAGAGGCCUUUGUCCUCUCCACUUUGGAAAUGUCAUCCACAUGAAAACCCCAAUAUCCUUUUCCCUCCCCGACCAGUAAAUAAAGUAUUAGAAAAUAUUUGGAAGAAAGAACUCAGAGCUUUAAAAGGAUUGGGUUAUACUGUCCUGCAACAUGGGUGGGACUUGGAGCUCCACUGGCGCAAUCGGUUAGUGCGCGGUACUUAUACAACAUGGGUGGGACUAGAAAGGUUUAUGAGAAAACACAAAGAUAGGGAGAUUGGGAGCCAUAGAUUUUCUAAAAUGGCCGUUUUAUAUUUGUGUGUGUAUGUUUGUGUAUGUGUGUGUGGCUGGCUGGUACGGGGAUACAACCCCAUGAUUUGGGGGUUAUAAAGGCUGUGCUCUAACCAACUGAGCUAACCGGCCAGCCUAAAAUGGCCAUUUUAAAACUGGCCAGACCCACGCUCGUAUAUCUUAAGUGGGUGGGUGCCCAUCUUUAGCCGGACUGACGCUGUUGUCGCUCCAUGGCACGCACAGUAUCCUGCCUCCUAUUCAGACACCAUCUCUCUUCCUCUUUUCUUGCUGGGAUUCUUACUUAUCCUUGAAAGACAGUGGAAACAGCUUUGGCCUCAGGAACUUGAAGGGAUGCUUGGAGUGAGGGUGGAGUUGUGGAUGUAACUCCUAUAUACUAAAAUAUUUUCCUCUCCCCUGGCCUCUAGAAGCAUCUUUUAGCUUUGAGCAAGUCUCUGCACUUUUCUGGCCCCCUUUUCCAGCGUUUAUAAAAUUAGAGCUAAGGCUUGACUUCUGUGAAAAAUAAAUAUUCACUCUGUGC
Cynocephalus volans (Philippine flying lemur) is the source of this 6639-nucleotide messenger RNA. It is a transcript of the gene MDC1, whose product is annotated as mediator of DNA damage checkpoint 1. The record is from RefSeq and is a predicted model, not a curated record. Bases 47 to 5875 code for a protein of 1942 amino acids. NCBI's taxonomy places the organism in Eukaryota, Metazoa, Chordata, Mammalia, Dermoptera, Cynocephalidae. The transcript is spliced from 14 exons. Gene Ontology annotation, molecular function: protein binding.